Messenger RNA from Amphimedon queenslandica, 696 nucleotides. Its product is annotated as Bardet-Biedl syndrome 1 protein-like. Lineage: Eukaryota; Metazoa; Porifera; Demospongiae; Haplosclerida; Niphatidae. Gene Ontology annotation, molecular function: patched binding; smoothened binding. The record is from RefSeq and is a predicted model, not a curated record. The transcript is spliced from 9 exons. The coding region runs from base 43 to 696 and encodes 217 amino acids. Gene Ontology annotation, cellular component: axoneme; BBSome; centrosome. Gene Ontology annotation, biological process: protein localization to cilium; non-motile cilium assembly.
UAACCACGCCCAUAUAAUUUUAACCCCUUAUUGGAAUACAAGAUGGCGGAUAGUGUGACAGAGAGGAGUGAAAGCAAAGAAAAGGUGAAAAGAGACAGGCGACAAAGUUCAGAGGUUUCUGGUGAAGGUGCUUGGAUUAACGCUCACCAUGACCCCGUGGCUUCACUCUACACCUUCACAUCUUGUAUAGACUUGAAAGACCUUGACGGAGAUGGAGAUCACAAACUUUUGAUCGGAGAUUUGGCCAGUGGACAACACGACAUGAAACUAAAAAUAUUUAAAGGCACACAAGUAUCACACGAGAUUCCUCUACUUGAUCUACCGACUGGUGUCAUUGCUUUCAUGAUGGAUACCAACGAGCCGGCCAUCGCUGUAGCGUCCAACACUUAUGUAUACAUCUAUAAAACUGUCAGACCUUAUUUUAAAUUCACACUGCCGCUUUUAGAGAUUAAUAGCCAAGAGAAUCAGCUGUGGGAACAAGCAAAAGAAGAUGAAAUUGAUCCAACUCAGCUAAGAGACGGGCUAGAAGCCCUAAGUUCCAGCUGCUGCAACCCUCCUCUCACAGAGAGAUCACUAACUUUCCUUCAAUUAGAUGCCGAAGAUCUCUUUCCUUUCACGUCAAUUUUCAAACCCAUUCCUUUGAAAAGACAAGUACAUUCUUUAAACAAACUCUGUUUUAUUAUUUAUGCGCCAUAG